This is a messenger RNA of Staurois parvus, 264 nucleotides long. The record is from the annotation of a GenBank genome assembly. NCBI's taxonomy places the organism in Eukaryota, Metazoa, Chordata, Amphibia, Anura, Ranidae.
UGGUGUCCCUUUACAACCACCUACAUACAAUCUGAUCUGCUAAAAACAAACAAAUGAUCACAUUGCAGUUAGGAGCAGGGGCGGACUGACAAAUCAUGGGGCCCCCGGGAAAUAGGGGAUCAUGGGGCCCCUGUGUCCUUGCUCAAAACUCAAAAAAGCCUAUGAAAAAGAUACCAGGGGCAUCUCAUGGGGCCCCCUACUGACCCCGGGCCCUCGGGCAGUGCCCGAGUUUCCAAAUGCUCAGUCCGCCCCUGGUUAGGAGUA